Apaloderma vittatum (bar-tailed trogon) is the source of this 987-nucleotide messenger RNA. It is a transcript of the gene TBPL2, whose product is annotated as TATA box binding protein like 2. Lineage: Eukaryota; Metazoa; Chordata; Aves; Trogoniformes; Trogonidae. The record is from RefSeq and is a predicted model, not a curated record. Gene Ontology annotation, biological process: DNA-templated transcription initiation. Gene Ontology annotation, molecular function: RNA polymerase II general transcription initiation factor activity; DNA binding. The transcript is spliced from 7 exons. Bases 1 to 987 code for a protein of 328 amino acids.
AUGGACGGCGUGUCACCGCUGGAGCGGUACCUGGAGCAGUGCGACGGGCAGGAUGACCUCUCAAGUAGUCCUCAGCUGUUCGCUUCUGUAAGCCCUUACGAUGUAGACCUUCCAAUUCAAACAACUGAAGAUGUGUUGCUUGGUUCUCAAUUUAAUCGGCCCAAAGAGCCCCUUACAGACUUCUCGUCUGUGGAUCUCAGCUUUCUUCCGGAUGUUACCCAAGAAAACAAAGAACGAAAUCUGUUUGAAGCUGGUCAUGAAAUGAAAAAAGAGCUUGAUGGAUCAAUAUCAAGAAACGAGGACAGCAGUAUCUUCAUGCAUGAAAGCAGCGUGUCCUGUCCAGAUGCAACUCAGCCAUCUCCUGAGGCAUCUGGUGCGUGCACUUCUCUGACACCAAUGACUCCUAUGACCCCAGUGACACCUGCGCCCGAAAGCUCUGGCAUAGUUCCUCAAUUACAGAAUAUAGUGUCGACUGUAAACUUGGCUUGUAAACUAGAUCUGAAGAACAUAGCUCUGCAUGCCAGAAAUGCAGAGUAUAACCCAAAGAGGUUUGCUGCUGUGAUCAUGAGAAUCAGAGAACCACGAACAACAGCCCUCAUCUUCAGUUCAGGAAAAAUGGUCUGUACAGGAGCAAAAAGCGAGGAGCAAUCGCGGCUCGCAGCCAGGAAAUAUGCACGUGUGGUGCAGAAGCUUGGCUUCCCCGCCAAGUUCCUGGACUUCAAGAUACAGAAUAUGGUUGGGAGCUGCGACGUGAGGUUCCCCAUCCGGCUGGAAGGCUUGGUUCUCACUCACAGUAUGUGGAAGUCACAGAGCUAUGAACCUGAACUAUUUCCUGGCCUUAUUUAUAGGAUGGUCAAACCAAGAAUAGUGCUGCUUAUCUUUGUGUCUGGAAAAGUUGUACUGACUGGAGCAAAAGAACGUUCUGAAAUCUAUGAGGCGUUUGAGAACAUCUACCCCAUUUUAAAAGGUUUCAAGAAAUCAUCGUAA